Messenger RNA from Haliotis rubra (blacklip abalone), 1049 nucleotides. Its product is annotated as coadhesin-like. Bases 72 to 1049 code for a protein of 325 amino acids. The record is from RefSeq and is a predicted model, not a curated record. Lineage: Eukaryota; Metazoa; Mollusca; Gastropoda; Lepetellida; Haliotidae. The transcript has 7 exons.
AGUGGCUGUGCCAGGGUAUAUAAAGUCCGUGCUGUUGCCCCCGGAUUUAUCAUUACACAAGAUCAGGCAUAAUGCAAGGGCUUACUCUUGUCGUCCUCGCUGUUGUUGCAGUGGUCGUUGUGCUUCCAUCUGCAUCGUCGCAAAAGAUUUCGUAUUCGUGUGGAACAAAGGCAAUUCGCUACACAGUCGCCUGUGGGUGGCUCUGGCAGAGUCGCUGCGCGAAAUACAGGUCCACUACGCGAGUAUGUUAUAAGAUGCGGGCAGUGAACGGUGGAUGGUCAAGCUAUGGCUCAUGGUCAGCAUACGGUACGUGCACAAGAACAUGUGGAGGCGGUACCAAGUUGAGAUUUCGCACACGCACGUGCACCAAUCCGAGUCCUGCUUAUGGUGGAGCCAUAUGUACUGGCUCAGGACGCGCUUCCCAGAGUAUCUGGUGUAACACACAGAGAUGUCCAGUGAACGGCGGAUGGUCAAGCUAUGGCUCAUGGUCAGCAUACGGUACGUGCAUAAGAACAUGUGGAGUCGGUUACAAGUCGAGAUUUCGCACACGCACGUGCACCAAUCCGAGUCCUGCUUAUGGUGGAGCCAUAUGUACUGGCUCAGGACGCGUUUCCCAGAGUAUCUGGUGUAACACACAGAGAUGUCCAGUGAACGGUGGAUGGUCAAGCUAUGGCUCAUGGUCAGCAUACGGUACGUGCACAAGAAUAUGUGGAGUCGGUACCAAGUCGAGAUUUCGCACACGCACGUGCACCAAUCCGAGUCCUGCUUAUGGUGGAGCCAUAUGUACUGGCUCAGGACGCGCUUCCCAGAGUAUCUGGUGUAACACACAGAGAUGUCCAGUGAACGGUGGAUGGUCAAGCUAUGGCUCAUGGUCAGCAUACGGUACGUGCACAAGAACAUGUGGAGGAGGAACCAUGUCGAGAUUUCGCGCACACGCACGUGCCACCAGUCCGAGUCCUGCUUAUGGUGGAGCCAUGUGUUUUGGCUCAGGACGCGCUACCCAGUCCACCAGUUGUAACACACAAAGUUGUGCAGGUAACUUCAGUUAA